UGUCAGGGUCCUGGAUAUCCAACACCUUUGGAUGCCAUGAAAGGCCCCCGAGAGAAGCUGAUCUACGUGCCUUGCAUCUUAACUGGCACAGGGGCCCAGAAGCCCGAUUAUCUCGCCACGGUGGAUGUGGAUCCUGAAUCUUCCAAUUACUGCCAAAUUAUUCACCGGCUGCAAAUGCCGUAUCUUGACGAUGAGCUUCAUCACACUGGCUGGAACGCUUGCAGCAGCUGCUUCGGAGACACCACCAAGAAACGCAACCGUCUGGUCCUUCCCUGCCUCAACACUUCGCGGAUUUAUGUUGUGGAUACCGGGACUGACCCCCAAGCUCCCUGCCUAACGGAUCCCCGACUCUGGCAGGUGAUUGAGCCCAGAGAGGUCUUCUGUAAAACCAACCUGGCUACGUUACACACCUCACACUGUCUGGGCAGCGGAGAAGUCAUGAUCAGCUCCAUUGGGGACCUAUAUGGCAAUGGAAAAGGCGGAUUUGUUCUUGUGGAUGCGGAAACCUGGGAAGUGAAGGGCACCUGGAACCGCCCCGGGGACGAGGCUCCACAAGGAUACGACUUCUGGUAUCAACCCAGGCAUAAUGUCUUAAUCAGCACGGAAUGGGGUGCCCCCAAAUACUUUGUGAAUGGGUUCAACCCUGAAGAUCUGAAGAAAGACCGCUACGGCCGCCGCUUGAAUGUGUGGGACUGGACCACCCACUGCCUUCUCCAGUCCAUCGAUGUGGGGGAAGAUUCUGCCCCACUGGAGAUCCGCUUCCUGCACAACCCGGAUGCCGCGCACGGCUUUGUGGGCUGCACCUUCGAGAGCUCCAUACACCAUUUUUUCAAGAAAGAGGACGGGUCGUGGACAGCGGAGAAGGUCAUCCAGAUUCCAAACAAGGGUGUCACCGGGUGGUACUUUCCUGAAAUGCCGUCGUUCGUCACAGACUUCCUCAUUUCAAUGGAUGACCGCUUCAUCUACCUGAGCAACUUCCUUCACGGCGAUGUCCGACAGUACGACGUCACCGACCCCCACUGCCCUCGGCUGACGGGCCAGGUGUUUGUAGGAGGCAACAUCUACAAAGGCGGCGUUGUGACCGUGAUUAAGGACGAAGAGCUCGACUGCCAACCAGAUCCGUUCAUGCUCCAGGGGAGGAGGGUCUACGGGGGACCCCAAAUGCUGCAGCUCAGUUUGGACGGAAAGAGGCUUUAUGUGACCAACAGUCUCUACACACCGUGGGACAAGCAGUUUUACCCACAACUGGUCAGGGAAGGGUCAGUCAUGCUCCAGAUCGACGUGGACACCGAGAAGGGGGGCCUCUGUGUGAACCCAGACUUCCUGGUGGAUUUCGGGAAGGAGCCAUGGGGUCCCGCUCGUGCACACGAAAUGCGUUACCCGGGAGGGGACUGCACCUCGGACAUCUGGGUCUGAGAUCCUCCUCCAAGCCCACCCUAUGCUAAGCCAGCGUUUGGGGG
Molecule: messenger RNA, 1460 nt
Organism: Protobothrops mucrosquamatus (brown spotted pit viper)
Lineage: Eukaryota; Metazoa; Chordata; Lepidosauria; Squamata; Viperidae
Product: methanethiol oxidase-like
Exons: 11
Coding region: 37-1416 (459 amino acids)
Molecular function (GO): selenium binding
Source: RefSeq, a predicted model, not a curated record